UUCACUUCAGAAAGUUCGACGUGUGUGUAAUGUUUAUCUCCGUUCGGCAGUGUUUUACGAAUACUUAAAAAAUGUGCCGCGAGAUUUCUUUAAGUGCUCGGUGGUAAAGUGACGUCGCUGAACAGUUUGUAAAAGUUCUCGUGUUCGUUCGCAGACAUGCGGUGGCGAAGCUUUUCUGUUUUGGCGCUGUUUUUAUAUCUCACUGGAGAUUUAGACGCGUCCUAUGUCAUCACAGUCGAUGUGAGCAAACCCGUUCGAUAUCUGCAACACUUUUGGACAAGCACCGGUUUUUGUCCUCCCCUCCCUCACACUCAGGCGGAUCAGUUUGACCUGAGCCCAGACCAGCAGCUCAGCCUGGCCUAUGUGGGCUCUGUUCCCCACAGAGGGAUCCAACAGGUCAGGAUCCACUGGAUGCUGGAGCUGGUCACCGCACAAGAUAUUGGAGGAGAACCGCAGUACAACGUCACUAAACUGGACCAGCUGAUUGAGCUUUUGUGGAUUAAUGGACUCCAGCCAGAUUUUGAACUGAUGGGCAGCGUCUCCAACUACUUUACUGAUUUUGAGGACAAGGCACAAGUCAUCAAGUGGCGAAACCUGGUUUAUGUCAUAGCUAAGAGGUACAUUGAAAGGUAUGGCUUGGGAAGAGUUUCGCAGUGGAACUUUGAAACAUGGAAUGAGCCCAGCAACCAGGACUUUGACAAUGUCAGCAUGUCAAUUCAAGGAUUUCUCAACUAUUAUGAUGCCUGCUCUGAGGGUUUGCUUGCUGCUAGCAGGCUCCUGAAGUUUGGGGGUCCUGGAGACGCCUGUCACUCCCUCCCACACUCACCGUACUGCUGGGCCAUGUUGGAGCACUGCUACAAUGGCACCAACUACUUCACCGGAGAGACCGGUGUUCGGCUCGACUACAUCGCCCUGCACAAGAAGGGAGGAGGCCACUCCUUGCCUAUCCUGCAGCAGGAGAUCCAGACAGUGGAGGAGAUCCAGAAGCUUUUCCCACGGUUCCGCAGCCUCCCUGUUUACAAUGAUGAGGCUGACCCGCUCGUGGGCUGGUCGACUCCGCAGGAAUGGAGAGCUGAUGUGACAUAUGCUGCCAUGGUGGUCAAGGUUAUCAAACAGCACCAGGAUCUGCUUGCUGAUCCAAACUGCACCAUCAAUUACACCCUGCUGAGUAACGACAACGCUUUCCUCAGCUACCACCCACACCCCUUCACACAGCGCACCCUGACGGCACGCUUCCAGGUCAACAACACCCAACCCCCUCACGUGCAACUGAUCAGGAAACCCGUGCUCACCGUCAUGGGCCUGCUGGCUCUUCUAGGAGACACCCAGGUUGCUGCCGUGGUUGUGAACUCUGCAGGAUCCAGCAGCGGCACAGUGGGAGUUCUUGCCAGCAGCCACAGACCUGAAACAGCAGGCGGUUCCUCUGACAGUUGGCAGGCAGCAGCUUUGGUCUACAACAGUGACGACAACAGCACCUCCAACCGUUCUGAUCAUAUCACUGUGUCACUGACAGGACUGCCUGCACUGAAGGGCCUGGUUUAUGCCACCUAUUACAUGGAUAAUAACGUAAGCAACCCGUACCAGCUGUGGCAGGUGAUGGGCCGCCCUGAUUACCCCACACCACAACAGUUCAGACAGCUCAGGAGUGUGCAGGAUCCUCAGGUUGAUGGACCCUGGCCAGUUCCUGAAGGAGAUACUCUGACUCUGAAGGCUGAACUAUCUGUGCCGUCCGUCCUACUCGUCCAUGUUUGUUCCUGGUCCAAAGGUGUUCCAGAACAGGUUAAUGGUUUACGCUUCAUCAGGAUCACCAGAGGCCAAGUCCUGAUUGUCUGGUCGGAUCACUGUGUUGAUUCCAAAUGCAUAAAGACUUUUGAAGUGGAAUUCUCCAAAGACCAGCAGACAUUUAGCAGAAUUAAUAUCCAGGACACCAUUUUUACUUCAUACGUCCAUUCACCAGUGGAGCAGGAAGUUGGCGGCCUGUACAGAGUUCGAGCGGUGGACUACUGGAGUAGGCCUGGGCCAUACUCGCUCCCUGAGAGGUAUUCAGAGGACAUCUAAUUCAUUAAACACCAUGUUUGUUCAUUAUGUUGUACGGAGCAUCAACAGUGGAUACGUUUUCCUUCAGCAACGUGACACAGGAGAGACACAAGUCUAUCGAGGAGCGCAUUCAGCAAAA
Thalassophryne amazonica is the source of this 2176-nucleotide messenger RNA. It is a transcript of the gene idua, whose product is annotated as alpha-L-iduronidase. Bases 157 to 2058 code for a protein of 633 amino acids. Gene Ontology annotation, biological process: carbohydrate metabolic process. The record is from RefSeq and is a predicted model, not a curated record. The transcript has 14 exons. Gene Ontology annotation, molecular function: L-iduronidase activity. Lineage: Eukaryota; Metazoa; Chordata; Actinopteri; Batrachoidiformes; Batrachoididae.